AGCUAUAAAUAAAGAAUAAAAUAAUAUUCAUAAUGAAUUAAAGAAUCUAAUACAAUAUUUUUGUAAAACUAUGGCAGUUAUAGAAGAUAUCCUAAAAGUUCAAGGCUGUAUAAAUAUAUUUGGUUACGGUUCUUUAAUAUGGAAUCCAGAUGUUGAUUAUGACUGCUCAUAUCUUGGCUACAUUAGUGGUUACGAAAGAAGGUUUUGGCAAGGAAGCACAUAUCAUAGAGGGACAUUAGAACAACCUGGUCGGGUGCUUACCAUGACCAAAGUAAAUGAGGGCCGCUGUUGGGGCAGAGUUUUUGUGAUAAAAGGCGCCGAUAAAGUUCGAAAAGCGUUGGAUUCGUUGCAAACUCGUGAGCAACAAUUAGGUCAUUACGAUAUAAGAAUUGUGCCGGUACAUAUAUUAGAAACUAACGACAUUUUAUACUCAGUCGUAUAUUAUGCAACACCUGAAAAUCCUUUGUUUCUCGGCGAAUCUUCUUUAGAUGAAAUAGCUGAAAAUAUUGUACAGUCUUGCGGUGUUUUUGGCCACAAUAUUGAAUAUUUGUUUCGACUUACAGACUUUAUGCGCGAAAAUUUACCAGAAGAAAAAGAUGAGCAUCUCUAUGCUCUAGACAAGCUUGUUCGCUCAAAAAUUGGUUUGCUUGCAAAAAACGUCUUGCCAUGGCAUAAACUUUUAGAAAACGAUAGUUUUAGAAAACAUAUUUACGAUAUAAAAGAAACAAAUUAUAACGAAGAAGUUAGUUUGAAAACAAUUAUUGUUCAAGCAUCGUAAAUUAAAUUUUUUUUAGGUUUUGGAAUAUACUUUAUUUUUGUUUAUACUUUAUUUUGUGUUACAAAUUUUUACUAGUUAUUUUUAUAUUUAUAUUUGCGUUUAUUUAGUUUUUCUAAUAUUUACACACAACAAGUUUAUAUAUAUUCUGAAAUAAAAAAUUGCAUAUUUUUAUAGCAAUCUAUCGCGUCGAUUAAUUAAAAAGACUGUUUUUCUUAAA
Messenger RNA from Hydra vulgaris (swiftwater hydra), 995 nucleotides. Its product is annotated as glutathione-specific gamma-glutamylcyclotransferase 1. Gene Ontology annotation, molecular function: glutathione specific gamma-glutamylcyclotransferase activity; gamma-glutamylcyclotransferase activity. Gene Ontology annotation, cellular component: cytoplasm. Lineage: Eukaryota; Metazoa; Cnidaria; Hydrozoa; Anthoathecata; Hydridae. Gene Ontology annotation, biological process: glutathione catabolic process. The record is from RefSeq and is a predicted model, not a curated record.